Molecule: messenger RNA, 2988 nt
Organism: Botrytis deweyae
Lineage: Eukaryota; Fungi; Ascomycota; Leotiomycetes; Helotiales; Sclerotiniaceae
Exons: 3
Coding region: 1-2988 (995 amino acids)
Biological process (GO): maintenance of protein localization in endoplasmic reticulum
Cellular component (GO): endoplasmic reticulum membrane
Source: RefSeq, a predicted model, not a curated record
AUGGCGGUAGAGAAUGUAACAAAUUCUCAAGGGGCGGGAUCUCGGACGGCGGGAAACGAGGAGCAACUUAUCAGAUCACCUGAACAAGAUAAUCUCAAGCAGCUUACCGCCCAAUCCGCAGACGAGCUCCCCAAAUCUGUACCGGCGAUCAAGGAUUCGAAACAACUACGAACGCCUUCACCAAGUCCGCCUCCACUGUGUUCAUCACCAUCUCAGGUGCCUGUGAAUGAGUCGCGGCCUGGGAAUGCAGAUGAAACCCCACUUGUGCAAACUGGCAAUAACAGUUCUGGAGCUUUCCAUAAUUUGGGGAACUUUCCCUCUUUUGCCGAGCACAAUGGAACAGGUGAAUUGACUUCACCGCCUCCCAUAUCGAAGUUUCCACCGCCUUCUGAUCAAUUGGAUGACAUCGCAGAGGAAAAAGUUGAGAAUCACCGGAAAUUGUCCUUGAAGGGUUCUGGGGAAGAAAAGGUUCUUAAACUAUCAGCUGCUGAGAUGACGGAAUUAGCAUCGGCUCCUGAAUCAUUACCAAUGGUUUCGCCCAGCAAGUUAUUGACUCCCGAUACAAGCCAAGGCAAUGCCGAAGAACAGGGGCCUAAAAGAUCCGGUUCUGACGUAUCUCGCAUGGAGCUUGACGACCGACCGUCUGAAUCGACAGAUCGUCGUAAUAUUGUUACACCGGAAUCUGUAAAAUUCUCUGCAGACAUUAAUGGUGAGAAGCGAGGCUAUCCAGAGGUAAUCCAGGCCAAUGCUAGUAACAGAAGGCCCACGAUUUUACCCUCUUCCCGGGCCUUUAGUGCUCAGCCGCCACCAACUCAAUGGCCAUCAUACUCCAAGCCAAAUGCCGUUCCGACAUCACCAAAGAAAAAACCAUUUUAUAUUGGCCGCGGCCCUGAAUCAUUAAACCUCAACCUCGAAGGGUCCAUUGUGACUAAUGGAGCGAGCAAAUCCUCACAAUUGCCAGACAUUCCACCACCAUCGCCAAUACCCCAAUCGAUUCCUCUGCCUCCGAUGUCAAUUCCUACUUAUCUACAGCUCGAGCUUUCCGCUACAAGGCCAUCGCCUUUGUAUAUAUAUCGUUCAGCUUCGACAGAAUUUCCUUAUGAAUCGUCAAAAGUUAAAUUUGAGCGUUUAUUGAAUUUUUUGUUAUUACCGCCACAACUUGAGCAGGUCCUAUUCUUUGGAUCUUUCGCAUGUCUUGACGCCUGGCUCUAUACCUUUACCAUUUUACCUUUGCGAUUUUUCAAAGCUUUAGGCAUUCUUAUUUCAUGGUGGGGUCAUGUCCUAGCCAAGGAAUGUCGCUUCAUUAGUGGUUUUAUUUAUCAUGGUACCAGCCGGAUGUGGCAUCGACGAAAUGAACGUCGCAGUGCCGAUUCUCUUUCGCCCACGAGGAGUAUGUCACGUCCUAGUAGACCUUCGGUGUCAACAACAACCUCAUUUCAGUCUCAAGCUGGAAGGCCCUCUGAAACCUUCAGGCGUACUGGUACUACUGAGACUACUCCAAGAUUAAACGGUGAGCGUAGACCAAGACCAGGUUGGGCCCGUAGACAUCGACGCAUGAAAUCUCAACCGUCUUCAUUAUCUUCAUACAACAAAGCAGAUCUUUUGCAAGGUGCUGUAAUAAUUUUCAGUUCAUUCUUCUUAAUGAAGUUAGACGCAAGCAGGAUGUAUCAUAGUAUUAGAGCGCAGUCAGCAAUUAGACUGUAUGUUAUAUAUAAUCUUUUAGAGGUCUUUGAUCGCCUUGCCGCAGCGCUAGGCCAAGACAUUUUUGAAUGCUUAUUUUCCGAUGAAACGCUAGAAAGAAAUAGUGAUGGAAGGAGUAAGGUAUUGCGACCGCUUGGCAUGUUCAUACUUGCUCUCAUAUAUAAUGUUGCUCAUGCAGCAGCAUUGUUUACCCAGGUCGUCACCUUGAAUGUUGCUGUAAAUUCGUACUCCAACGCUCUCUUCACUCUAUUAUUAUCGAAUCAAUUUGUGGAAGUCAAAGGGACUGUGUUCAAGAAGUUUGAGAAGGACAACCUCUUCCAGCUCACAUGUGCCGAUGUUGUGGAAAGAUUCCAGUUGUGGCUUAUGCUAAUGAUUAUUGCAUUGCGAAAUAUUGUUGAAAUGGGUGGCUUCAGCAGCAUGGCAUCAUCGGCAUCAGAAGCAACCAGUCCUUUACGUACAAGCUCAAUGCUUCCAAACAGCUUUACUAUUCUUCCAGUAUGGUCAGGCGAAGUUCUUUCACCAUUUUUCAUAGUGAUAGGCAGUGAGAUGUUGGUAGAUUGGAUCAAGCAUGCAUAUAUCAGCAAGUUCAAUGGAGUCAAACCAGCAAUCUAUCAACGAUUCCUCGAUGUUCUGGCCAAGGAUUAUUAUACAAAUGCCUUUGUCAACCAAAACCUUAUCAAACGUCUUGGUCUUCCAGUUAUACCGCUGUCAUGUCUUUUUAUCCGGGCUGCAUUUCAAACAUAUCACAUGUUUCUCGCGACUCAUCUUCCUCCACCACUUCCAUCAACAGCGACAUCCUUAUCAGUUGAAUCAUCUCCAGCAACGACAGCAGCUCUCGAACAUUUCGAUACCAUCGUCCGCAAAGCGCUCGGUCGAUCAACAUUCGGGUUACCAAACCCAGACUCGACUACACCAUGGUACCUACCUAGCACUGACGAUGUAAUUGCAUCUCUUACCAUGAUUGUCUUCUUUCUCGGUGCAUUCUUUGUUCUCCUCGCCUGCAAACUCGUUCUUGGAAUGCUCUUACUAAAAUUCGCACGUAAUCGUUAUUCUACCAUGAAAAGGCGUGAACAUCGAAGCUACGAGACUGGCGGAAAGAGAGUAGGUGGCUGGGGUAUGGUAGAAGUCGAUGAUGAUAAGAAACGAUGGAUUUAUGAUGAUGACCCGGAGACAUUGAAGAAGUUGAGAGAAAAGGAAAGGCUGGCGAGAGAUAAGGAGAAGGUGGGAGCCGUACAUGAUUUUUCUAAAAUUAGUAGAUAUGAGAUGGCGGCGAAGAGAAUAUGGUGA